Terrapene triunguis (Three-toed box turtle) is the source of this 5892-nucleotide messenger RNA. It is a transcript of the gene ARHGAP19, whose product is annotated as Rho GTPase activating protein 19. NCBI's taxonomy places the organism in Eukaryota, Metazoa, Chordata, Testudines, Emydidae. The transcript is spliced from 12 exons. Bases 1 to 1638 code for a protein of 545 amino acids. Gene Ontology annotation, cellular component: cytoplasm. Gene Ontology annotation, molecular function: GTPase activator activity. The record is from RefSeq and is a predicted model, not a curated record. Gene Ontology annotation, biological process: signal transduction; regulation of small GTPase mediated signal transduction.
AUGACCUACCUGGCGAAGUGGAAAAGGUUCACAUGUUGGACCUUGGAGUGGUGUAUUCGGGCCUCGGAGGCCCCGCUGCAGGAUAUCCUGGAUUAUUUGCUGCACCUCAAGCUCCAAGACUUGUCCCUCUCUUCGAUCAAGGUCCACCUGGCUGCCAUUUCAGCGUUCCAGCCUCCCUUCCAAGGCAGCGAUGCCAUCUGCAGGUUUGUCAUCUGCAAUGACUCCUCCCUCCGUGGGCAAACAGUCAUCUUCAACCCUGACUUCUUUGUGGAGAAGUUGCGGCAUGAGAAGCCUGAAGUCUUCACAGAGCUGGUUGUCAGCAACAUCACCAGGCUCAUCGACCUGCCAGGAGCAGAGUUGGCCCAGCUGAUGGGGGAGGAGGAGCCCAAGCUGCCUGGUGGCAUUGGCACAGCCUCUGGAUUCUUUCGGUCCCUAAUGUCUCUGAAGCGUAAAGAUAAAGGGGUGGUGUUUGGCUCCCCGCUGACCGAGGAGGGCAUCGCCCAGGUCUCGCAGCUCAUCGAAUACCUGCACAAGCAUCUGCGAAUGGAGGGCUUGUUUCGCGUGCCGGGGAACAGUCUCCGGCAGCAGAUCCUGAAGGAUGCCCUGAACAGCGGGGUGGAUAUUGACCUGGAAUCGGGGGAGUUUCACCCCAACGAUGUGGCCUCUCUGCUGAAGAUGUUCCUGGGUGAAUUACCAGAGCCCCUGCUGACACACAAGCACUUCCAAGCCCACCUCAAAAUUGCAGGCCUGAUGCAGUUUGAUGACAAGGGGAACAAGACCAGCACGCCGGAUAAGGAGCGGCAGAUCGAAGCCCUGCAGCUGCUCUUCCUGAUCCUCCCCCCGCCCAGUCGCAACCUGCUCAAGCUGUUGCUGGACCUGCUCUACCAAACGGCCAAGAAACAGGACAAGAACAAGAUGUCUGCCCACAACCUGGCUCUCAUGUUUGCACCCCACAUCCUGUGGCCCAGAAACGUGACAGCAAACGACCUGCAGGAGAAUAUCACAAAGCUGAAUGACGGCGUGGCCUUCAUGAUCAAACACUCGCAGAAACUCUUCAAGGCUCCGGCAUACGUUCGAGAAUGUGCCAGGCUGCACUACCUGGGGUCCAGAGUGCACGCUUCAAAGGACGACCUGGAUUUGCUGACAUCUGCUGGGUCCAAGGAACUCCAGCCCCUGAAGUCUCAGAAGCGGAGCAGGCUGGAUCCUUCCCACCGGGAGGAGACGCAGCAGCGCACGGAGGAGGCGCUGAAGGAGCUCUUCCACCACAUCCACAGCAUGCCAGACUCUGCGAAGAAGAAAAAGCUCAUCCGGCAGUUCCAUAAGCAUCCUGGCACUCUCACUCCUGGGCCUGAUGCGCCGACACCCCCGGUCCAGAGGCGCACCCGCUCCCGCUCCUUCAGCGGCCUCAUUAAGAGGAGGAUGCUGGGGAACCCACUGAUCUUGGAAAGGAAAAGCAGGGAUUCCACACCGGAAUCAGAGCGAGCCAGCAAAGAGAACCUUCACCUGUUACAGAGACCGCCUGAAUCUCCAGCAAGUCAUGGCACCCGAGCAAAGUUGAAAUUGUCUGAGGGCAGGAAAGAGGACUCCCGUAAACAUCUGCAGGCCCUUGCGCCUUCCACCAAGGAGCCGUCCGUCUGAGCAGCCAGGCACCAGCCCGUGUGUGCGGCAGACAUCUGGACUUGUAAGCUGUGAAUAAUGCCUGCUGCAUCUCAAGCUGUGAGAGGACCGAGUGCCUCAGCCUCCAGCGAUCCCUCUAACCCAGCUCACCGGGGCUUGGCUUGCAAUGGGGCCUGCUGUGAGCAUAGUGAGGACUCUGACUUCUUUCUGUUAAUAUGGGCAAACCACUAUCUAACCAAGCACCUGCAGGGUAUCUGACCCUGGGUCUGAGGAAGGGCCGGAGAGCCCAUUGGAAGAAGGCAGGAGCUUUGUAUUCACUGGUUUUGUUCAGUGCUCCGGGUUCUCGCUCUCUGAGCUUUUAACACGUUUGUCUUGUUUUUAACUCCCUGCCUCCCAUCAACAACCAGAACGGUCAGCCACGUCCCGGCAGCUAACCCUGUCUUACUAGCUCUUGUGCAGUGGUCUCUCCUUGCGGGUAUCGAUGAGGGGGGAUCCCCAACCCCAGGGGUCAUUUCUGCCUUCCUGACAGGCUGCAUGCUGGCUUGGCCAUGUCAGCCCCUGGGCAGCUGCAGGGAUGUGGGGAAUGGCAGCGGGAGGAGGGGAAUUGGGGGGUGACAUCUUCAUGUCAAAUGGCGAAGAAGCAGAUUCCAGAAUAAACUCUCGUCAUCUUGAUGUUAACAGAGCCCCUUAGCCGCAGUCCCUGCUACUUACAGGAUAGUCUGUAGAAAGCGCACAGUGAAACCAGCCCUGGGAACAGACUGCGUGGUCUCUAACUAAAGGUCAGACAUAAUUAUAGACGGAUACUUUAAAGUGCUUGUUUAAGCAAGGGCCGUGUCUCGUGCUGGAAGGCAGGUUUCACUGCAUCUGGAGUGGAUUGUGUUUCCAUGUACCUGUCACCUCCCUUUGCUGUGCUUCCUCUCCCAUCACGGCUGAUUGCCAAGACUGUUGAGGCAUUGGAAGGUCUGUCUCCUUUCUAAUCAGCCGCCGGCUGCCUGACGCAUUCAGCAUUGCUUGUCACCUCCCGGCUGUUUCCAUGGUCGAGGUCUCUGGAGGACAAGUAGGGGACAGCUAAUGGCCUUUCACAGUCUCUGUCGAGGAGGUGCUGAGCCAGGCAGAAGUUCUCGAAUGUAAAAUGGGGUUGGAGGGGGGCAGACAGGUUGUCUGGGGCUAACAUGGCGGUGUGACCUCCCAUGGUUCAGAAGUAGGUGGCCAUGGCAGCCAGGCAGAGUCCACAUGGGAGCUGUGCAGGGGCGAGGGUGUUGCUUGGUGGGUGCUGGAAGCUGGCGGCAGCUUUCCAAGUGAUGGCUGGAGGUAGGUUUGCCAGGCCCAGUGCCCUGGGAUACGUACCUCCCUCUGCCAGUGGUACCGAAGACUGGCCUGCAGCCUGUGUUUUGUAACCAAUAUGCUGAUCACAUACACCUUUAAGACUGGCAGGGACUUCAGACUGCCUGCACAAUCAGUUAGCAAGCUGUCCCCUGAGGUGCGGGAGGAGACUGGAUCUCGGCUCAGAGCUGCAGAAACGGGAUGAAAUCACCUAGACGCAGAAUAAGCCCCAGUCGCAGCUGGUCACUGGCAGCUGUCUGGCUCAUUAAGCUGAAGUGCUCUGCUAAGCCGAUACCUCGGCCACAUGUCUGUUUGCGAGCACUGUGGAAUAUGGAGAUACACCAGAUCACCACUGUGAAGUAAAGAUUUAAUCAGUAGGGGAGCCAGCUAAACACUUCUCAGCCCUCCUAGAUGGAGCAAAUAAUCACUGCAAUCCAAUUAUAAUUGUCUCCUAAUCUUCAAGAGUCAGCAGGGGUAGAGCUCCAUCCAUGGCAGAUUCUCCAUGUCUGAGGAGUGGUGACAUCAGGUGUGAACAGAGACCCGAGCAGUGAUGUGAGUCCAGCUCUAGGCAAGGGGCAGAGCUGUGCGUGCAGGUCCCUAACCCCGGUUUGUCCAGUGUCAGAGAAGUAGCGUGGCCCAGUGGGAAAGGCACUGCUAGUGGAGGUUGGGGACUGAGCUAGAGUUCUGUUCCUGGUGCUGCCACCCAACGGGCACGUGACUUGCCCAGGACACCCCACACAGUGGCAGAGGUGGGUAUGGCCGGACUCCCAGUCCCCUCUUUGGAUCCCUAAACCCUGCCAACAGAGAGUCAAUUGGAGGUACUGGAUUUGUGUGUUAAUCUAAAAUAACUCCACCCCUCCAGCCCCCCCCCCCUUUUAAUGGAGCAGUGAGUCACUUUACUCAUAAAGACUCAAAACUGCUUCACGUUCACAGGCAGCUACGAGGAAAAGUGGGGUUUUAGCUCCCCUUCAAAUGUCCCCGAAGCGGUGCCACGCACGGGGCUCUGUCUGGCAUACAGAGAGGAGCAGCCUCUCCUUACCUGGCUCAAGGACAUGCUGUGUCUUUGUGCUUAGCCUCGUUUUCCAGCUAGGAGAGGUUUGUCUCUGUCCUUCCCAGCUGAACAGCAUUAGCCCUGCAUUCUGCAUGGCUCACAAACCCCCCACCCUCUGGCUGCGGUACCGAAGUGGGGGGGCUUGGAGGUCCUGGGGAAGGAUGAGGCCCAUGCCUGCCCUCCUUUCUAAUCAAUGAAUACUGGGGUCCCAGCAUGCUCUCCUCCAUCGGAUCCUUCAUCCUCCAUGGCCCGCCCCUCCCAGAGACAGCUGACGUAUGGCCUUGGGGCUCUGGACAGUCUGGGCACUUGCCAGGUAACCCUUUGGGAUCCCGACUGGCCUGGCUCAGUUCCACCAGGGCUGGAGCCCUGUCCUGCUUCUCUCUGCCUCAGCUAGAUGGGACUGCAUGGCAUUGCUCGGGGGGCCAGGCCUGCCCCAGCCCUGCCGUGGGCUGCCUCUGUCCCGUGACGUUAUUUGGAACAGCUGAGGCCCAGGAAGGGGUUUCUCGACCAGCGCUCUGGCCAGGGAGAGUCCAGAGAGGGAGUAAGGACACGGCUUGUGUGUCCAGUGCAGUGUCCACCAGCACGUAGAGCCGGGGCUCGUAUUGCUGCGAGGCCGUGCCGGGGUAAAUGGGCCCCGUACAGACCCCCGCCAGGAGCCCUUUUAUAAAUAGCCUGUAUCCAAAUACGCAGCUGGGCGGACGGAUAACUCCGCCUAGCAGCAGAUGAGCUAACGGUUAUUGCACCAAGCAAGCAGCAUUGUGUGCGUGGGGUGCUGGAGCGAGCACUAGCAGGUGCUGCUGGCAGGUGAGCUCCCCCAGAGAACCAGACUAGCAGUGAUGCUGGAAAGCCUGAUGGGGCGCUAGGGCCUGUGAGGAGAGACGUGUGCGUGCCCCUGCCCUGAAUGGUGACCCUGGGAAAGCACAACCCUCCUGACUGCGCCCCCCACCCCCCAUUCAAACACUCCACGGAGCCAGAGACCCACUGAACAGCCAGCGUGGUCCUUGUGCUGGGGGCAGCCCCUUCACUGGAGCCUGGUGCUACUCCGGUCCAGGUCGUUGGCCACUACCCAGUGAGGGACAGGCCAGGUGCCCGGUUAGUGCCUCCCUCCAGCCUCUGCUCCUAGCCUCAGUGCUUGCGCAGGGGCACUGCCCGUCUCCUAGCUCCCCAGGGAAGGAGGGCAGAGUUCAGGCCCCUGACAGAUCCCAGCCUGGCCUGGCUAUUAACUGGGUUACUUCUCGCUGGCCCCAGUGCGGGGUUUCUGGAUUCCACAGAAAUACUGUUUGUUCUACCGGGACUUUGUCCGUGGGGAUUUCAGUGCAGGACACAAGGGAUCAGAGCCCCGCUGGCAGCACCCUCUGUCCUGUGGGCUCUGUGGGCAGAGGGGGCUCGUGGUGUGUCUCUGGGCAUUGCCAGACCAGCUGCAGAGCCCACAGGAGCUGCCAGAAACCACUGGGUGCCAACUCGUCACUUAUGGGCACGGGCUGGAGUAGCUACGGAGCACCCCUAGCCUGGGCUGUGCUGGGAGUAGCUCUGCUGUCGAAGCGGCCUCGCGAGCCCGGCCCCGGAGCCCGGGCAUUCGGUGUCAUUUUUAAUCUCUGUCCUUAUUUAUACGUGCAGUGUAUGAUUGUCAGUCUGGCGUCUCCUCUCCAUGCCUUAACGGGGAGUUCCCAUAUUAAAGGCUUGUUAGCGCUCUACACUCAGUGGCUUAUUCUCGGCUUCACUGGGUCACCUCCUGCUGUUCGGUGAGGAUUUGGGGGUGGGUUUGUUUGCUACGGGGUGGGGGGAUAGCUGUUUACCAAGCCAGUCCCUUCAUCUGGUCUUGUCAGCUCUGACAAGUCAAGCAGCUGGGCAUGGGCGGGGUAACUUGGGCAGCACUGAUCCUGCGGGAUGGUGGAGGGGAG